CCGUGUACUAGAUUUUUUCCUUUACCUUGACAUUUGGACGAUAAUUUAACGCACGAAGAACGUUACUCAAAAGAUAACGUCUGUGCUUUUCAAACAUUAUAAUAUCAAGAAAUAUCUACAAAUAUAAAAUAGUUGAAGUUAUUGCGGAUAUUCAUAAUCUUUCAGUACCCGACUUUCCAGUAUGGCGUCAGAAUGGUUUAAAAACAUGUGCGGGUUCAGGGUGGAUGACGAGGCUAUCAAGAAUGUCCCAUACCCAACUACAGAGUUAACGAUUCACGUGACCAUCAAGACGAUUCAAAGCUUCGGUCUUCUUGGAACCGUCUUGGUUGGUCCUAUAGCCGCGGCCGUAAAGAAGGACACAAGAAAUUGGACAGGCGUAAAACAUAAAAUGACUCGAUGCGGUAGGGGCGGAUUGGUUCUAGGUGUUUUUAUGGGGCCUUUUAUGACGUAUAUGAAAAUUAGAAAGGAAGAAGAUCCAUAUAAGAUCUGGGACAGAUGUUACAGGUUACGUCAUAAUCGUGGUCAAAUCCUUGUCGACCAAUCAUCAGUGGUUGGAGGAGUAGGUGGUGCCGCCAUAGGCGCAGCGACAUCUAGCGGUGCUCUAUUUGGCGGGCUUGUAGGAAUGUCGUCGGGUAUACUUGCAGCGGCAGUUUAUAAUAAUGUUUUAAAGAAGAAAGACUAGGCGUUGCACUGACAGCAUUUCCGGUGCGAAAAAGACGGCAUUAUACUUACUUUUGUGCCAUAAUAAUUCAGCUUGCAAUUUAAAUUACCCUCCAAACGAGAAGAUAUGCGCACGCGCGGACACUUGAUUAAUCUUUUAUCAAGUUUAAUAUAGAAAGGAGUGAGGAUUGUGUUUAAAAUAGUAUUAAAAUGUUUGAUUUAUAUUUUAGAAUAAAAAAUUCUGCUUAGAGAAAUGUGUACAGGGUUGAAUUGAAACACAAUGACCCCAUUAUAUGAACCACAAUAUUUCUUCGAACCAAAUAAAUUUGUUUCAAUCAAAUAUAUUUUAUAUAACCAAUAUUCAAUUACUCUAUUCUUUGAUAGACUGCCAUAUUAGAAUAAUAUAGUUUAUGUAUAUAUGCCGUGUUUGGACAUUGUACAAAUAUGUGUGAAGAAUGCGUGAAAUGAAGAUGUAGAUUUAUAUAUAUAUUAAUCAGGGAUAAAAAUUAGCAUAUCA
Ruditapes philippinarum (Manila clam) is the source of this 1177-nucleotide messenger RNA. RefSeq lists its product as uncharacterized. Lineage: Eukaryota; Metazoa; Mollusca; Bivalvia; Venerida; Veneridae. The record is from RefSeq and is a predicted model, not a curated record. The coding region runs from base 182 to 682 and encodes 166 amino acids. The transcript has 2 exons.